This is a messenger RNA of Nematocida ausubeli, 1839 nucleotides long. RefSeq lists its product as uncharacterized. Gene Ontology annotation, biological process: lipid metabolic process. Gene Ontology annotation, cellular component: cytoplasm. The record is from RefSeq and is a predicted model, not a curated record. The transcript has a single exon. Bases 1 to 1839 code for a protein of 612 amino acids. NCBI's taxonomy places the organism in Eukaryota, Fungi, Microsporidia.
AUGACGAGAAGACUAGAGAGAAAAAACUGUAAGAUAAAUAAAGAAAAAGAGAAGAAUCAUGAAAGACAUGGGGAUGUGUACAUAAAUAACUUGUGCUAUGCAUGUGGCCAACAAAGGCCUCGUAGAAAGAAAAGAUACUUUCUAAUAGGCAUAUUAUUUGCACUUCUUGGAUAUUUCAUGAAAAUAGCGUAUGAAAAGGCCUUUGAGAGAACUGUUAUUAUGAAGUUCAUUCAGGAAAUGCUAAACUCAAAGGCAAUCCUGAAUAUGAACCUAAGUGAUGACACAAAGGCAAAGAUACUUUACUACGCUGAGGUGGCUGCAUUUGCCCCGUAUGAUGAACUAAAUGAAAUGCCUGGGAUGCAGGCCUACAAAAAAGGUCUUGUUGGGAAGCAUCCAAUCGUAAUAAUCCCAGGUAUUGCAAAUACUUCUUUGGAAUUAUGGCGUACCAAGCAGGAAAAUAACUCUUUCUUCAGGAAGAGAAUAUGGGGAUCACAUUCAACCCUUACAUUUAUGCUGCAUAACCGAGAAGAAUGGAUAAACAGCAUGAAAUUAGACACUGAGACAGGACUAGAUCCGCCUGGAAUAAAAGUAAGGGCAUGCAGUGGAUUAGAGUCUUCUGACUUCUCUAUACCUGGGAUGUGGUUUUGGUGGAAAAUAGUUGAAAACCUGUCGUACAUUGGGUACGAUGCAGCUGAUAUUCACUUUGCAGCAUUUGAUUGGAGGCUGGGAAUUGAGGAAUUAGAAGCCCGUGAUAGUUACUUUACAAAGUUAAAAGUAGACAUUGAAAUACUUCAUGACAGAAGGAAAGAGAAGGUGCUUACAGUAGCACACAGCAUGGGAUCACUUAUAUUUCACUAUUUCAUGCAGUGGGUCUCAGAGAUAGAUGAUAAAUGGGUGGAUAAGUACAUACAUAGUGCAGUAUAUAUAGGACCACCUUUACUUGGAGCCCCAAAGGCAGUGGGUGGUUUGCUCACUGGGGAAGUUAAAGACACAGUUGACAUGGGGGCCUUCCAGUAUGCAAUUGUAGAACUGCUUUUUGGAAAAAAGAGUAGACAUGAAUUAUUCAGGACAUGGGGUUCUCUUGUUUAUCUGCUGCCAAAGGGUGGGGACAAUAUAUGGACAGCAAAGGGCAUGAAGCACCCGGACUUAGUCUCAAUCAGAAAGAUAACUCACAUACAGAAGUCUUCUGGGGGCAUGGGUGACUAUAAAUUCAUCAACUACAAAGACGUACUCUCAAUGGUUAAAGAUGUUUUACCUUCCUACAAUAAGACUAUCCAUGAGAAGAUCUUAAACCCACAGAAAAAAGAAGAUAAAUGGGCAAAUCCAUUGGAAACUCCCCUUCCAAAUGCACCAGACCUGACUAUAUACUCAUUGUAUGGGAUAAAUAAGCCAACUGAAUGUGGAUAUUAUUUUACAUCCAGAAAUGGUGUUAUAAACAUAGAUAAGGAAAUAUCUUCAGACCAGAAUAGUGUAUACAAUGGAGUGGUUCUAAGGGAUGGUGAUGGAACUGUUCCUGUCAUAUCGAUGGGAUACAUGGGUGUGUCAGGCUGGAAAAAAAAGUCCCUUAAUCCGCAUGGAAUUAGAACCAUAAAUAGAGAGUACAAGCACAUUCCAUCAACUUCUCUUCUGGAGUUAAGAGGAGGCAAGUAUACUGCAGAGCACGUGAAUAUCCUGGGGAAUAUAGAUUUAAUUGAAGACAUAUUGGAGAUAUCCACAGGUAAAUCACUCCCUGAUAAAAUUAUCUCAAAUCUUGUAGAAAUGUCUGAGAUAAUAGAUGAGAGUAUGGGGAAAAAGAAGGAAAGCAGUACCAAGGACAGUAGAGUAGACACAACAGGAUAG